GCCUAAUUCAAGAGCCUAGGAACUUGAAAUCGCUGGGAACCUUUGCUGCUCAUAUUUGGUGGGAUGGCUAUAUGUCAAUUCCGCCGCCAGAGGUUAUUUCUCCCAGUCAGUCACUUGGGAACUUUUCACGUAUGAUAAAAUCAUAUCAUGGUAUGCUAAAUGAAGGAUUGGCCAUUCAAACACUAACGAAGUCCUUGUGGUGACAUGGGAUCGACUAUAACUGAGACCCUUCCCUAAACCGCAUCAACCCUAAGAGUUCUCGCCAUAUUUUCUAUUGCUGCCAAAUCCGCGAUGUCUGAAAGCUGCAUUACGUCCUCAUUAUCUCAUGGUCGUCCAUCUGGAAGGACACGCCAGGUGUUGGAUAGCGCUCGCCGGGCGAAAAAAAGAGAAACCGACCGGCAAUCACAAAGAACUGUGCGCGAAAGAACAAAAACAUAUAUUUCUUACCUGGAAAAGCUGGUCACGGCCUUGGGGCAAAGCAAAGAAAAUGGACAAUUCGAAACUUUAAUACAGCAACUUCAAAAAGAACGCGAGGAGAAAGAGAGACUCAAGGAUACCAUGACAAGCAUAGGUAAAUUAGUUCGUGGAGUUGAAAUCUCGGAUUGUCCAAAGUCUGAGGAUGCGGAAUCAACUUCAUCUUCAUUGGCUGUGUCAGCAACAACAGAUUUCAAACUAUACGACGAGAUGUAUAGAGUGGUAGCUUCAUCUAGGGGAAGUGACACAGUUCUUUACGGAACUUCCUCAAUGGGAGAACUGCCAAUACAAUUACAGGUGCACCAGCAAUCUCCUGGUCCUCUUCCUUCAUCUCUCUCUUUAUCCAGUCAACUAUCACCCAUACUUAAUUCUGGUCUCGGCCAAACAAUGCCAAGCUUGACAAUGUCUGUUGCUCCCACUAUAAGUCUGCCAGAUGAACUUUUCACAAAUGAUAACGACAAUAUGAGCAUAUUUUCUGUGGUAGACAAUGCCAUUAAUAUGGUUCAGGAGCUGGGGGCUAGUGUGAUAUCCACUAAUAUGUUACAAGAUGCUGAUAUUGCUAUUCGGGCGGUCUUGUAUGGAUGGGUGGAAACUGAGGGGUGGUAUACCCUAGAUAUUGGAUGGCAGCUUCUUCGUCAAUUUGAUAAAUGCCUAUUCUCCACUGCAGGUAGUGUGGAAAGAUUAGCCAUUCUGAAACUUCUGAGAUUAAAACUACGAGAUAACGUUGGCCUCGGAGGUGAGAGUAGCCAUUCCCUGCCCCCAUUCAUGGCCCGAAGAUCACCACGGAGCUUAAGCAGACAACAAACUCUAGUCGAUUAUUUUGCAUGGCCAAAAUUUAGGGAGUUUCUAGUUCUCAAAGGAGGUACUUACAUGACAAGAGAAAAUGUAGAAAAGUUUGCAGCAAGUCUACAGUUUUACUGGCCUUUUGACUUGCAAGAUGUUUGUCUAAGGAACCGGCAUACUUGUCUCUACUCCUUCUCCGGUGCCUUUAAUGAGAGAUUUCAGGAUAUCCGAUGGUGGACAUUGACUCCUGAAUACUUCGAACAAAAGCGUUUCCUAAUCGGCCAGAUGCCAGUAUUCGAACCUAGUGUGGAGAGACUAUUUGAUAAAGAGAGUCCGGCAACAACCUACUAUCCAUCAGCAGUGAAUGCAGACAUCCUGAUACCAUAGUAACAAAUUUUACAAGCCAAGGGAUUCAUUAAGAUCUGAAUAGAAAUUUUUUCUGUUUGAGUAUGUUCUAUUCUCUUCAAACUACUCCGUCCAAGGACCCGGUGAGAAUUUUUGGAACCUACUGCGAGUUUGCACGCGCGCUAUGCUAUGUCACACAAGAACCAGCAUUCAUAUAUCUUCCAAGAUGUGAAUAGCUUGAAAUGGAAAUACCCAUACAAACUCAAUCUAGUAUAUAAGAUCGAAGACAACAACUAAAGGCGAGAG
This is a messenger RNA of Talaromyces proteolyticus, 1908 nucleotides long. RefSeq lists its product as uncharacterized. Lineage: Eukaryota; Fungi; Ascomycota; Eurotiomycetes; Eurotiales; Trichocomaceae. The record is from RefSeq and is a predicted model, not a curated record. Bases 292 to 1644 code for a protein of 450 amino acids. The transcript is spliced from 5 exons.